This is a messenger RNA of Baudoinia panamericana UAMH 10762, 1980 nucleotides long. RefSeq lists its product as uncharacterized. Lineage: Eukaryota; Fungi; Ascomycota; Dothideomycetes; Mycosphaerellales; Teratosphaeriaceae. The transcript has a single exon. The record is from RefSeq and is a predicted model, not a curated record. Bases 1 to 1980 code for a protein of 659 amino acids.
AUGGAGCAGUCAUUCAGUGUUGCCUACUCCAGAACCAACACCCCUAGACUUGCACGAAGACCUUCGCUGGCGCAAAGGCUAGGGUACAGCUUGUUCCCUGCCGCCGAACCGACUCCGCCACCUACUCCGAGUGUUACCAGGAAAUUGUCCCGUGACCACUUGAUCGGGUCAACGCCAUCGACCAAACGAAGCUUUUCAUUCUCAAGUAGGGAUCGAAAGCACGCUCUGAGCGGACCCUACCGCGCCUCACGGCAGACGCCUGCUGCCACAGUCAGAUUCAUCCAGCGGAAACGCAGUCAGACCGACCCGGAGCUGAUGUUUAUGUUGAAGGAAAUGCCGGUCGACACACCAAAUACGCCGUCCGCGUCUAUACCGCACCCUGCCGCGAUAAGCUCUCCCAAUGAAGAGUUCGAACAAGCCAAAGUGGGCACCAAUUCGGACCAGGAGGUCUACAUAGUCUCCUGCCCACUAACUCCGUCAAAUCUUCAGACAUGCGAAAGGGUCUCACCUCCGUGGCCGAAUGAGGGGCCUGCCGCUUCUGCUCCAGAAUUGCAUGGUCCUCGGGUCACCGAACCAUCCUCCGACAAGGCGCAGCGACCACCCACUUCAGCAUUUUCGCGUGCAGGACUGCAGGACUCGGGUUUGAAAUCGGUCGUUGAGAGUGCAGCUAUACCAAAGCAAGGUCCGCCACCGCCGCCGAAGUCGCCUCGAUUGCGCCUGCGAGAUGCUUCGGACCUUUCUCAGAGCUUACGCGAGGAGUCAUCAAGCUCCGGUGGGAGUUCGAUGCGGGCAAACAUGGCCACUGUGCUUCCCCGAGCCACGCCAUACGUGGUAAAGGGGUCUGUAUCUGUGCAGAAGUGCAACUUGUUUGGGGAAAGGCGACGACAUGGAGUCGAAGAACUUAGAAAGGCUGCGUCCAGCUUUUCGCCGCCGUCCAGUAGAUUCAGCGUGCUCGCCACACAGCAUCCGGUGUCUCGAGAAGAAGUCUCCGGAGGGACACCAUUGCUGCCUGCAGACAUCAACCUCCGUCAGCAGCCGGCAAAUGCAGUCAUUGUCAAGGGCGAUGCUCAACCCGGGAAACGGAAUAGGGAUUUGUACUCGGCGCAAGCGAAGAAGACCACAGACGACCCAUCACCGGCUGGUCACCGCACUAUGCCGCAGCCUGCGACUCAUGCUGACAGGGAUAAACCGAUACCGGAUCUGCCGUCCCGCCCGUCAGAUUGCAAGUCUCGAACGCAGGACGAUUCACUCGAGACACUGACUAGUUUGUCUUCUCAAACGGAAGCUCUACACCGACGUUAUGCAGUCCUCCGUUUCGAGCGCCAAAGGAUGUCUGCGGCUAUGGUCGCGAAUCUAAAGGAGCAUUGUGAGAGAAACAACGCGAAUGCUCUGCUUGAACAGCACUUGUUUCUAGCAGCCAUCAACAGCUCAAUUGACAUCUGCUUUGCGAAGUUGAUGUCGUUGGAAUGUCGUAAAGAGGCAGCAAUGAAUGCACUCGCAGCAGCAUCCCCUCGCGGGCACUCGAACGGCGGAAGGGCAUCACCCGCCGCCACCGCGAGGCCGUAUCCCAAUAAUCCGGGAUGCUCAACAAUGGAUGUCGCCGUCGCUACCGCUCGUGGAUCGUCACUGGUCGCUAAGGUGAGGAAAGACUCCACGCUAUCCGUGUGCGAGUACCCUGAGAGCAGGGAUGAUCAGGUCCGUGGGGACCAGACAGGCUGUGGCGCGGCAGAGAAGCACGCUUCAAUCCAAGACAAAAGAGUUUUCUCUACCAGCCGACUGAUCCAGACUCACCCUUCUCCGUCCACAGACUCUGAGGAGGAGCACCCACGAAGGCCUCGCAUCAAGGGCGCGAAAGCGGCGAAGAUUCUUGGCUUAGAGGACGCGUCUGGUGCGGGAGGUGGCCGCCAUCAUCAUGUCACUUUGCCACUGCCUUUUCCGGCACCAAAUGUGCCACUACCGAAGCCGCCCUCGGUCGAAUGA